CCCAAUCUCCACUUCUCCCCGGCACCUGAGCGUAAAACCCUAGCUCGCUUCCCCAGUUCCCCCCAUGGCGCGGAAGAAGCGAAAGGUGGAUCCGGCCCAGUCCGCCGCCACCAACCACCAGCAGGAGCUCCCCUCCUCGGAGCUCAACUCUUGCGGCACCACCUACUUCCCCAUCACGGACGACCCCCCGCCGCCCACCGCCGAGGCCGCCGCUGCCGCCGCCGCCGAGGAGGAGGACGGCUCCGACGGCGAUGACGAGGAGGACGUCACCAAGCUGCUCGAGCUGCUCUCCCGGGAGCAACUCGUGGAGCUGCUCCGCCAGGCCGCCGAGAAGAGCCCCUGGACCAUGGCGGCCGUGCGCUGCGCGGCGGAGGCCGACCCCGCCAGCAGGAAGCUCUUCGUGCACGGCCUCGCCUGGCGCGUCGGCGCCCAAGACCUCCGCUCCGCCUUCUCCCGCUUCGGCGACCUCGAGGACUGCAACGUCAUCCUAGACAAGCAAUCCCGUAAAUCCAAGGGCUACGGCUUCGUCCUCUUCCGUUCCCGCGCCGCAGCGCUCCGCGCCCUCCGCUGCCCCCAGCUCCAAAUCGCCGGCCGUCUCGCCAUUUGCCAAUUCGCCGCCUCUGGCCCUACUUCCCCGUCCCCCCAGUCCCAGAACCCUAGCUCAAAUGCCCCUGCUUCAUCCUCGUCAUCCCAACCAGACAACAUUCAGCGCAAAAUCUUUGUUGGCAACGUGCAUGCUAAUGUUAAUGUUGGCCGCCUCUAUGAGUACUUCUCGCAAUUUGGUGAGAUUGAGGAGGGGCCAUUCGGUUUUGACAAGAGCACCGGCAAGCCUAAGGGGUUUGCGCUCUUCGUUUACAAGUCCGAGGAGAGUGCCAGGCGUGCACUGGAGGAGCCUAUGAAGAUUUUUGAUGGCAAGGUGCUCAAUGUGCAGAAGGCCACAGAUGGGAGGACAAAGAGCACACCAGCUGGGUCCAACUCGAAUACCAAUUCUAGUGCCACCGCUGCUUCUGCACAAAUGACUGCGCCUUCUGUUGCCACCCCUGCUUCUGCACAAAUGACUGCACCUUUUAUUGCCGCCAUUAAUCCGUAUGAUCCAUUAACAUAUGGUGUCACUGCUGCUUCUGCACAAAUGACUGCGCCUUCUAUUGCCGCCAUUAAUCCGUAUGAUCCAUCAACAUACGGUGCUACUGCUGUUCAUGACAUGGCCGUUGCCCAGCAAGCUGCCAUGCUGGGGAUGGGUGCACAGCAGCAACCAUUUGUGCAGCCCAACGCCAGCGACAACGCCAGCUCCGGUACCCCCAACAACGCUCCUGCUUCCUCUUCGUCAUCCCAACCUGACUACAUGCAGCGCAAAGUCUUUGUUGGCAACGUGCAUGCUGAUGUUGAUGUUGACCGCCUCUAUGAGUACUUCUCACAAUUUGGUGAGAUUGAGGAGGGGCCAUUGGGUUUUGACAAGUGGACUGGCAAGCCUAAGGGGUUUGCGCUCUUCUUUUACAAGUCUGAGGAGAGUGCCAGGCGGGCACUGGAGGAGCCUAUGAAGAAUUUUGAUGGCAAGGUGCUCAAUGUGCAGAAGGCCAAAGAUUGGAGGACAAAGAGCGCACCAGCUGGGUCCAACUCGAAUGCUAACUCUAGUGCCACCGCUGCUUCUUCACAAAUGGCUGCGCCUUCUAUUGCCGCCAUUAAUCCGUAUGAUCCAUCAACAUACGGUGCCACUGCUGCUUCUGCACAAAUGACUGCGCCUUCUAUUGCCGCCAUUAAUCCGUAUGAUCCAUCAACAUACGGUGCUACUGCUGUUCAGGACAUGGCCGUUGCCCAGCAAGCUGCCAUGCUGGGGAUGAGUGCACAGCAGCAAGCAUUUGUGCAGCCCAAUACCGCAAUGCUUGCCAUGAUGGCAGCUGCGAUGCAGAACCCAACCAUGUUUGUGGCAUUAAAUCCGGCUUUUGCUGCUAUGGGUGCUGGGGGGCAACACACUGGCAUUCCUGAUUUUGGAGGUCAAGGUUUUGGGCCACAAGGAUUUGCAACUGGUGGUGUCAAUUUUCCGCCUGCAGCUGGUGGUCUUCAGGGAGCUGCAGCAUAUCAAGGAUGUCUUACUGGUUUUCAGGGGACACCUGGGUUUCCGACAUCUGCUGGGUUUCAGGUUGGCCAAACAGCUUCCCAAACAGAUACUACUGCAGCAGCUGCUGGUGCUACCGGUUAUCAGGCUGGGCCUGCUGGGCAGGGUCAAAUGCCCAGUUCUCAGACUGACUUUCAGGGUGGCUAUUGAUAUCACUAGGGCUACGCAUCACCAAUGUCUGUGACAUUGUUGAAGAUGACGACGAAUAUUUCUACCGAGUACUAUUCAAAAUCUCAUCUUUGAAGCAUAUCAAGACGAAUGAAGAUUUUGUCGAGAGUUGACAGUGAUGAGUUAACUUCUGGUGGCACUUGUGGGUUUGAAGACUCAUGUCUUUCUGAACAACCGAUGAAGGAUGCACAUAAAGAUUUUCCAUACUGUUCAACAAGCUCCAGUUUGUCCUGAUUUUAUUAAGUUGAGCACGAAGACUGGGAAAAUGGUUUCAUUUGGGGCAAUUCACUGCCAAAUGAAAGUCAGGCUUCUUUGAAAAGCUGUGCAUUAUCUGAAGAGAGUGCUGAUGCUCAAAGUGGAGACACGGGCCGAAUGAAAGUCAGGCUUCUUUGAAAAGUUGUGUACUAUCCGAAAAGAGUGCUGAUGCUCAAAGUGAGGAUUAUGGUUAUAUAUCCAGUUCUGAUGUACAGAGUAAAAAUAUUGGUCUCCAGUGAUAACAGAGUCUUUUUGCUGUACAGAAAUAAAUGCUUCAGCUUGUCACCAUUCCCUGAGAACAGUUAACCCUCUGUUGGAGAAGGACAUGGAACAGUUAAGAUUGAUACCAUGAAGUGUUCAAACAAUGGGUUUUGCUAAUAUUCUCAGUCAUGUCC
Lolium rigidum is the source of this 2931-nucleotide messenger RNA. Its product is annotated as RNA-binding protein P-like. The record is from RefSeq and is a predicted model, not a curated record. The transcript has 2 exons. Lineage: Eukaryota; Viridiplantae; Streptophyta; Magnoliopsida; Poales; Poaceae. Bases 65 to 2263 code for a protein of 732 amino acids. Gene Ontology annotation, molecular function: RNA binding.